AUGGUGGCAGAUGCUCUUUCUCGGCUGCCAGCUCCUGCUGCGCAGGCACAGCUGGCCAAGGAUGAAGAAAUUGUGUCGUUGGUCGAGUCGGCUUGCGUGACGAAGGAAGAAUUAAACCAAGCCGUCCUCAACGGUGGUUGUCUGCGAACGGUCAAGUCGUUCGUGCUCGGUUCUUGGCCACCACAAAAGUCCAUACCAGAGGAGGCAAAAUCUUUCUACUCUGUGCGCGAAGAACUUUCUGUUGUUGAUGACCUUCUACUGCGCUCAGAACGCCUUCGUUUUCCGUCCUCACUCACGGCUCAGCUCAUCACCGUUGCCCACGAGGCACAUCCGGGCAUCACGCGCACUAAGGCGCGACUUCACGGCCGCACAUGGAACGCCUCCAAGAUUUCCCGGGUUCGUGAGAGGGGCACGAGUCCACCAUACCAACGUUCGGAGCUACCUGCGCCACAGCUUCCGGUUCAAGUGCCGCAGCCUGCCCUGUCGCAGCCUGCCCUGCCACCGCCGCCUUCUCCCGGGUCGCAGCCGCCGCCUCCUGGCGUACUGCAGUCUGCCGUACCGCAGUCGCCUGCUCCUGAUCCGCAGCUGCCUGUACCGGAGCCUGCCAUGCUGCACCCGCCUUCUCCUGAGUCGCUAUCGCGGUCUCCUGGCGUACUACAGAGCUCUACAAGCUCAUUACCGUCUCCGGCCGUGCAGCAUUCCCAUCGGCCGUCUCGAGAGCUCCGGCCACCAGUCUGGCUCAAGGACUAUCAGACCCACUAG
Molecule: messenger RNA, 762 nt
Organism: Rhipicephalus microplus (southern cattle tick)
Lineage: Eukaryota; Metazoa; Arthropoda; Arachnida; Ixodida; Ixodidae
Product: lysine-rich arabinogalactan protein 18-like
Source: RefSeq, a predicted model, not a curated record